Phytophthora nicotianae INRA-310 is the source of this 4176-nucleotide messenger RNA. RefSeq lists its product as hypothetical. The coding region runs from base 1 to 4176 and encodes 1391 amino acids. NCBI's taxonomy places the organism in Eukaryota, Oomycota, Peronosporomycetes, Peronosporales, Peronosporaceae. The transcript is spliced from 2 exons. Gene Ontology annotation, molecular function: glycosyltransferase activity; protein binding. The record is from RefSeq and is a predicted model, not a curated record. Gene Ontology annotation, biological process: protein O-linked glycosylation.
AUGUGGUCCACUGUUGCUAAUCAUGGAUUGCGAUCUUCCAUCAAAGGUCACUCGAGUGAAUCCAUGCUAGCAUUGCGAGUGCUCCUCGCUGUAUUCCUCUCUAUCUGGAGCUUCCACCGGCCCGCCGAAGCUGGUACAGUACUGGUCGUGACUCCAGAGAAUGAGGCGUCUCUCACGCUCGCCGCUGAGCUCUACCGGGCCUCGCAAGAGACUGACCAGACUCAUAACAAAGAGAGACUACUUCGAGAAAGUAUCAACGCGUAUCCAGACAUCGCAGCGGCUUACAACAAUUUAGCCAUGUUGAUCUUUGAGCGUCAAGAAAGAGGCGAAGCUCUACGGCUGCUGGAACGCGGUCUACAAGCUGCUGAAGCCACUCAUGACUGGGAAAAUGUAGCCAAUAUCCACAACAACUUCGGGUUUAUCAUUCGAGAACGCGGCAAAUGGAGCGUUGCGCAUUCGUUAGAAGCUCUCGGUCACUUUGACAAGGCAUUGGAGGUCAAUCCUGAGUUCGUGGGGGCUUUGUAUAAUAAAGCGUCGGUAUUGUUGGCGCUGCGUAGAGAUAUGGAGUCUAAGGAGAUGUUACUGAAGGUGUUGGAGCUUGAACCAGAUGAUCGACAAGCUCACUUAGAUCUGGGCAGGAUUUACUUUGAGCAUGGAGAUCUGGAGAAGGCGUUGGAGCAUGAAGACUGCGUGAUUAAGUUGGCUACGACCACCAAGGAGAAGCUGCAAGGAAUGCACAACAAAGGGGUGUUUUUAAAGGAGUACAACUUGCUCUCUCGCGCUCUUGAAGUGUACAAUGAGAUGCUGACAAUCGAUUCGGUUGAGUCGUAUGUAUUGAUCGAUAUGAUGAAUGCUAAAAGAUCAUAUUGUGACUGGAAAGGCAUGGAGAAGCUGGAAAAUCAAGUUAUACUUGCUGCUCAACGACAAUUUGAGCUGGAAAGCCCACAAGAAUCGCCCAUGUUCUUGCCUUUCGAUUCAACUUUACUCAAAGUUCCCGAUAUUUUCCGGAAAAGGCUAGCAAUUCGAGCCUCGAAAGUCUACGAACAGCCAAGUACGCUUGAACUGCUACCGUUAUCUUGGAGUGAUAAUGAGCCAACAUGGGAUCGUCCUGUGACCCCCAAGCGCUUAAAAAUCGGGUAUUUGAGCUUCGAUUACCGGGAUCACCCCAUGGGGCACCUAACUCUGGGAUUAAUUGAACAGCAUGCGGCGCUGGCUCGGGGUGUGGACACAAUAUGCUACUCAUACGGCCCAAAUUCUGUGGCUUCAGCACCUUGGCGUCGACAGUUUGAAGAAAAAUGCGGCAUUUUUCGAGAUUUAUUAGGCAUGUCUGAUCUCGAGGUGGCACAGACUAUUGGACUUGAUGGAAUUGAUGUAUUAGUGGAUCUUAUGGCGCAUACUAAAGGAGCAAGACUGGGUAUCCCGUCAUUAAGACCGAGUCGAAUCGUUGUCAAUUACCUCGGAUAUCCGGGGACAAUGGGCUCAAGUUUCACAGAUUUUGUCAUGGUGGAUAAAAUGGUCCUCCCACCGGAAGUAGCAGCAUCAAGUAUGACGGAACAGGUUGUGUAUCUCCCAUACACGUACCAAGCGAAUCGUUAUGAGCCUUGGAUUCCUUCAUGUGGUGAUAUUGAAUGUCAACGAACCAACCGAUCACAACAUGGCUUACCUACUGAUGCCUUGGUAUUCUGCAAUUUCAACACUAUUAACAAGAUGGAGAGCGAGUCUUUCGCAGUUUGGAUGAGUAUUCUAAGGCAAGUUCCUAAUAGUGUGCUCUGGGUACUCGCUCCAUCCGGUCUAGACGCUCCUCGUGUGAUGGAACAGCUACAUGACCAAGCAAUGGCACAUGGUGUUCUCCCGUCUAGAUUGAUUUUCGCUCCAAGAAUGGAUAAAUAUUCCCAUCUUGCGCGGAUUUCAGUAGCUGAUGUUUUCUUGGAUUCGUUUAUCUAUAACGCACACUCGACUGCGGCCGAUGCGCUUUGGGCGAAUGUUCCGAUUGUUACGCUAUGGGGAGAUACGUUUCCAUCUCGUGUUGCAGCGUCGUUGAUACUGAACGCUAUUCCGUACUUGGAACUGGUACCACACAGCGUAAAAGACUACGAACGCAUGGCUGUUUACCUGGCUGAAACACCGAAGGUUUUACGUCGUAUUCGCAACGCGUUGGCGUCUCACACACUGACGUCACCGUUGUUUAAUACCAGGCAAACCACGGAAACCAUUGAAACUGCGUACGAAGUGAUGCACGACGUUGGGAAUCGCUUACACCCACUUACGAAAGAAGCGAGAAAGCCACGAUUUCAACUAAUUAUUCAACCUGAGCGCUCGUUUGAUGCAUUUGGCAACCUAGAAAUGGUCAACUCUCCUGUGAAAGAUGUCAUUCAGCAAGGAAUUUCUCUUCAAGAAAAUGGAAACUACAUUGGCGCUCAAAAUGUGUAUUCGCGUGUAUUACGUGCGAGUCCAGGGAAUGCAGACGCUAUCCAUUUAUUGGGUACAAUUCACUUCCAGAAUGGAGAAUUUAACAGCGCCAUUGAGUACAUUUCACAAGCUGUGGCUGUAAAUCCACAGGUGACGUGGUAUCACUCCAAUCUGGCACUUUGCUACAUGGCACUCGAACAGCUUGAGACUGCAGAAGAAGAGUUUCAUACUGCUUUGCACCUUGAAGCGUCCAACCGCAUGGCUGUAUCGAAGCUGAGUGAAAUUUACACUAGUCAGAAAUCGCUCAACAAAGUUGUUGAUCUCUACGCAACAUACGGCGAAGCUGCGUAUUUCUCCUUGAGACAACCAACAAGUUCCAGUCAAGAUGAGAUUGAGCAAGCUUACACAGUCUACUCCAACGCAUUGGACAAGACCGGACAAGCUCUGAAGGCUAUUGAAGUGUUCGAAGAAGCAGUAAAAAAACACCCCACCAUCUUUAAACUCCGCUACAACCUCGGGGUGUUGUAUAACGAGCACGGAAAAUAUGAUCAAGGAAACCAGCAGCAGUUUGACGCUGUGGGUGCUCAAGCUCGCUAUCUCUUCGAGAUUCAAGGGCGGCAUUUUCAGAAAAUCCCUCGUCCAGGUCACAAAGUCGUCAUCGCUUUUUAUUGCCACGAAUAUGGUCAGUCAUGGUGGGAGAAAUGGGGGCCUUCAUCACUGAAUACAGGUCUGGGUGGAUCAGAAGAAGCAGUCGUGUUCCUGUCUCGUGAACUCCAAAAACUCGGCUACUGGGUGGAAGUUUAUGGCGAUCCGUCUCCACAAGAUAUCUCGACUUUAGAUCAAGCAGACGAAGACAUUGUUCGCUGGUAUCCGCACUAUACGUACGAUAUUGACGACAAAGGAAUCGACAUUUUCGUUGCUUGGAGGUACCAUAUUUCGAUGGCUAUGGGCCGAUCUGCUCGUAAAAAGUUCUUGUGGAUGCACGAUCUCCCUCAGGAAGACGCGAGGUGGUCGUCCGAGCUGUUGAAUAAUGCUGACGGGAUCUUCUGUGUUAGUGAAUUCCACGCUUCUGCUUUUCCUGAAAUUCUGCAAUCAAAAAUUACAGUGAGUACCAAUGCAGUCGAUCGAUCAUUCUUCGUCAACGGACCCAACCACGCAGAUCGAUUCGUCUACGGGAGCUCACCAAGUCGUGGAUUGUACACACUAUUGAAGACAUGGCCUCGUAUCCGAGAGAAGAUUCCUACUGCUGAACUGUCGGUAUUUUACGGCUUCACACCCGCGUUCAUGAAGUGGGGAAAUUCUCAUGUGACCAACUUUACGGACUGGAUGAGCGAGAUGCAUAGAUUACUUACCGAGACACCCGGUGUGCGCUUCGUGGGUCUCGUUAACCACGCGCAAUUGGCGAAAGAAUACUCGUAUGCGGGAUUUUAUCUGUACCCGACAACAUUUUCCGAAACGAGCUGUAUUUCUCUAAUGAAAGCCAUGGCGAAUGGUGCUAUCCCAAUUACCAGUCGAUUCCCAGUCUCUGCGUUACCUGAGACUGUCAACGACUAUGACCUUGGACCGCGAGCUCUACAACAACGCACUGUUGAUGACGAUCCGGAAUGGCUGGAGCUCUGGAUACAAAGCAUCGUGGAUGCUGUGUACAAUGAACAGCAAGUAACCACUAUACGCCAUCGUAUGAAGCGGUUUGCUCGGAAGAAAUACCGCUGGGAAAAUAUUGCACUGGAGUGGCAUCGAAUCAUCUCCAAACCAAAAUUUCCAUAA